Molecule: messenger RNA, 2091 nt
Organism: Thecamonas trahens ATCC 50062
Lineage: Eukaryota; Apusomonadida; Apusomonadidae
Product: trypsin
Exons: 1
Coding region: 1-2091 (696 amino acids)
Biological process (GO): proteolysis
Molecular function (GO): serine-type endopeptidase activity
Source: RefSeq, a predicted model, not a curated record
AUGGCGGUGGUGGCGGUGGUGGUGGUGGUGGCGGCGGCGGUGGUGGCGGGGAGCGGAGGCGUGGCGGCGGAGGCGCCGCGGAUUGUAGGCGGGAGCGAGGCGAGCCCUGGCCAGUUCCCGGAUCUUGUGGGCAUUGUGGACGGGUUGCACUUUGAUGUGAUGUGCGGGGGGACGCUGUUGUCGGCGCGGUGGGUGCUGACGGCGGCGCACUGUGUGUACGACCGGCGCAACACGCCGAGCCAGCUGUAUGUCUGGCCAGGCGGACACGAUCAGACGACGGCGGACACGAGCGAGCUUGUGCAAGCCGAUCUCGUCCACGUGCAUGCGUCGUACAACGAUUACACGGCCGAGCACGACGAUGUGGCACUGAUUCGACUCUCGACGCCGGUUGAUCUUGGGCGGGCGGACGUCAGGCUGGCGCGUUUGGCGUCGGCAGACCCACCGGACUACGCAGUGGCAACACUCGCCGGGUGGGGCGCGACCAACACCGGCGGCGAUGUGUGGCCGACCGUGCUGAAGACGAUCGAUACCCUUAUCCAGCGGAACGGUGACUGUGCCAGCAACUACGCUAGCGACGGCGUGGCCAUUCUCUCGUCGCACAUCUGCGCCGGCGAGCAGUGCGUCUCGUCGCGCGACUCGUGCACGGGUGACUCGGGUGGCCCGGUGUAUGUGAAGGCAGUUGACGGAGGGCUGGUCCAGGUCGGUAUUACCUCGUUUGGCGGGUCGAGUUGGCAGCCGUGCGGGCACCCGGUGUUCUGGGCUGUCAACACCCGGGUCUCGUCGUACGUGCCGUGGAUGGUGGCGCGAAUGGAGGGCGACAAGCCGGUGCUGAUAGACUCGUCGACGGCAUACUCGACAACGUUUGGCGGCGGUUCAGCGGCUUGCUCGUCCGGCACGCCGGUCACUCAGUCGAGCGCCGGGUCGACGGGAGGAACGACAGCCGGGACGACGGGAGGCACGGCGACGACGACGGCGACGACGGGAGGCAACGCGACUACGGCGACGGCUAGUGGCACUGGCGGGACGUCGGCCGGGACCGGGGCUUCGACCGGCGGAACGGCAACAGGAGGGACAGCCAGUGGGACUGGCGGCAGUGGCUCGGUUCUCUCUGGCAACGUGAGCGGUAAGCUGACUGAUGGCGCACUGCAGGUGGUCGGCGGAGCCAAUGUGGUUGGGAAUGCAAGCGCGUCCGGCUCGCUCGUCGUGACUGCAGAUGGGGUGCUCACUGUUGGUGCGAGCAGCUCGCUUGUGGUCAACGGAAGUGUGUUGGUGGCGGCGUCGGGCGAGCUGGUGCUUACGAGCGGCGCCGGCUUUGUUGCUGGCUCGCUCACGCUGACGACGGGCUCGCGGUUCAAGGUUGUGGUCACGAGCGCGCUCGCCUCGGGGGCGCCAGUGCGGGUGGCGGGCAGCGUGGAGUUUGCCGGCGCGCUCUUUCUCAUUGAGGACCGCAGCCAUCCGCUCACGGCCGGACAGACGUUUCCUAUCAUGACGUACGGAGAGCAUGCGGGUACAUUUGGAGAGGUUUUUGUCCUCCGGGCCGGUGCGCGCCGGCUACGGAUCCGGGCGGUGAGAGUGCUAGCGGCCACGGUCAGCUAUGGGGUCCAGGCGGCCACAGUGGAGAUCUCGGAGCAGGAGGUCGGCGCGCUUCCACCGGCAAAGAGAGGGCAGACGUCGUCGACAAUACUGUUUGUGGUGGCGGUUCUCUGCCUGGUCGUUAUUGGGGUGCUCGUGGCGGCAGCGUUUGUGGCCAAGCGUCGGUCGGACGCGCGGCAUCGCAGAUUCGCAAGCGCAGCACUUCCUCUCGCCGUGGUUGACAUGCCGCCGAUUGCAGUGGCCAAGCGCGAGGAGAGCGGCAACUCGAGCGCGACCGACAUGGCGACUGACGACGGCAUCGAGCUCGAGGCGCAGCCGGCAGGCUCGAUCAACGUGCCGGCAGCCAAAGACGACGCAGUCGCCGAGUGGGGCACAUGUUCGAUGGCAGCACCUACGCUGGAGCCGGCCGAUCUUGGGUCUGCCGAGGCAGAUGUGACGUCUGUUGCCUCGUCGUCGUACUACUACUCGUACUACGCGUCGUCGUCAUCGGACGAAUAA